AAUAUGGCGACUUCUAGGCAGGUCGGCAGUAUGCUAGCUAUAUCCGCGAGAUUCUUGCGUCCCAGUCUGGAUGCCCUUUGGCACCAUGGUGCUGCUCACAGUCGAUGCCAGAGUUCUGGUUUUCAUUGGCUUUCACACAACACAGUGGUGAAGAGCAGAUUGCCUCAGCACUGCUUUGUCCCUGGGAGGAGCAUGUUUGUACAGACACAGGACACACCAAAUCCAAACAGCCUCAAGUUUCUGCCCGGACGUAUCGUUCUUGAAUCAGGAACUAUGGAUUUUUCCAGUCCCCGUGACGCAUACACCUCACCCUUAGCAAGACAGUUAUUUAGGAUUGAUGGUGUCAAGAGUGUCUUCCUGGGACCUGAUUUUAUCACCAUAACCAAGGCUGAUGAAAAUAUUGAAUGGAGAGUAAUGAAGCCUGAUGUUUUUGCGGCUAUUAUGGACUUUUUCACUUCUGGGCUCCCUGUCGUCAAUGAAGAUGCUAAACCGAGUGCAGACACAGCACCGUCGGAUGAUGAUGAUGAGGUAGUUGCGAUGAUAAAGGAACUGUUGGAUACCCGAAUAAGACCUACAGUGCAGGAAGACGGAGGAGAUGUUGUAUACCAUGGUUUUGAGGAUGGCGUGGUCAAGUUAAAGUUACAGGGAUCCUGCACAAGUUGUCCCAGCUCUAUUGUCACUUUGAAGAAUGGAAUCCAAAACAUGCUUCAGUUUUAUGUUCCUGAGGUUGAAUCUGUAGAACAGGUGAAGGAUGAGGAGGAGGAGGCUGCUCAUGUGUGA
Molecule: messenger RNA, 780 nt
Organism: Nerophis lumbriciformis (worm pipefish)
Lineage: Eukaryota; Metazoa; Chordata; Actinopteri; Syngnathiformes; Syngnathidae
Source: RefSeq, a predicted model, not a curated record